GCAAGGUAUAACAUGGAUUCUCAUCUGCACUUUAUUUAUCACAUUCCCUCAUGGCAGAUCUUCACCAGCAAAUGCAUUCAUGCUUUAAUCAAGAUCAGUGUAAUGCGGAGAGAGUUUGAACUUGCUAAGUACAGUAACUAUGGCUUCCUAAUUGCUGCGAACUUUUGAGCCCACCCAGUUUCACAAUGUCAACUGUCGCCAGUGGCCUAAUCUUUCUCACUGCGAGGAAGGCCAUUCAGAUUUUCCCAGAAAAUGUGAAGAAGCUGUGGAGAAAAUGGGAGCUCCGGGUGAUGAUCAUAGUUAGUCUUGUCUUGCAAAUCGUGCUCGUGAUGUUCGCCUCAAGGCGAAAAUCCACAAAAGCCAGCUGGAUCGCGUCCCUCGUCUGGUUAUCGUACUUAUUGGCAGACUCCGUCGCGACCCUCUCACUGGGGCUUGUCUCAAGCAGCAGCGGAGGAAAUUCCUCAGACCCGAACAGCAGGCUGCUGGUGUUUUGGUCCCCGUUCCUCCUCUUACACCUUGCAGGCCCCGACACCAUCACUGCUUACUCGACCGAGGACAAUGAGUUAUGGACAAGGCACUUGCUCAGCCUAGUGACCCAAGUAGUUGCUGCCUUUUAUGCCUUCCUCACUUCUUGGAGCACAAGCGUUCUCACAUUUAUAACGAUCCCCGUGUUCAUUUCUGGGGUAAUAAAGUAUGGAGAGAGGACUUGGGUGCUCAGGUCUGCGAGCUCUGACCACUUUCAAGCCCCUGAACUGUCACCACCUACUAAGUUGCUAGAUAUGAAUCUAAGGCCCGGUGAGAAGUACCUUUACGAAGCCUUUUACCUGUUCGGCAUGUUCAAGCAUCUGUUCACUGGGGUCAUCCUUGACUCUGAUGAAGCCGAAUACAGCUACUUUAUCAUUUGCAAGAAGUCGGCUGAAGAAGCAUUCAAAUUGGUCGAAGUCGAGCUGAGUCUCAUGUAUGACCUGAUCUACACGAAGGCAAAAGUAGCCUACUCUAUACCCGGCAUCCUCCUUCGUUUCAUUACCUUCUCGUCCGCUGUUUCUGUGCUGAUUAUCUUUUGCACUGCCAUUGAUGAGCAUGUUUACUUGCACGUUGAUGUGGCAAUAACUAUGUUAUUGUUGGUGGGAGCUAUUGCUUUGGAGGUUUACGCAGGAUUUACUGCUGUAUUUUCUGAUUGGACGAUGCUGUUGUUGAUAGAGCUGAGGAAGCCUUUGGGGCAUUUCCUGUAUCGAACAAUAUCGUCUUCCCGAUUAUUUUCAUUUUACAGCAAGAGGUGGUCGGGAUCCAUGGGACAACUCAACUUAAUAAGCUAUUGCUCAACCGACAGGUUUGUGAAGUUCAUCGAAGAUGAGCCAUUUGGCUUCUAUUUCACGUUAGAAACAUAUUGGCAAGUGAUGCAGGUGGAAGUGAGCGUCCUUUUAAAAGAACAGAUCUUUAAGCGACUGAUAGAGAAUCAUUCUAGGUGCAGCGACUCGGGGUUUGAUCCCAGAAUCGUUAAGGAGAUGCUUGGUGAAAGAGGCGAUUUCACUCUUCAGAAGAGGAAUUGUCUCGAAGAACUCCAGUGGAGCACCAUCAGGGUAGACUUUGAUCGGAGCCUCCUUCUUUGGCACAUCGCUACUGAUCUCUGCUACUACUCCGACCUCAACGAAGACAGCCUUGCCGCUUGCAAAAUGAGCCAAUUACUGUCUGAUUAUAUGCUGCAUAUCCAAGUCACACGUCCCUUUUUGCUACCUAAAUCAAUUGGCCGGACGAAAUAUCUUGAAGAAACGUACAAGCAGGUGACGGCUUUCUUUCGGCAAGGAGGGUUGAAAACAAAGAGUGGAAGAGAUGCCCGAGAUCUAUUGUUUUACAAGAAAAACUUGCAUUCCCUGCGAAUGAGUACAAAUAGCUUGGUGCUGCUAAAUGCCCAUAGGCUCGCCAAACGAUUGCAGUCUCUUGUGACGGAGUUGGGUUGGACAAAGGAGCAAUUAUGGGACAUGGUAUGCGAAGUUUGGGUUGAGAUGCUGAUUUAUGCAGCAGGCAAGUGCGAGUGGACCAACCACGCGCAGCAACUCCGACAAGGCGGAGAGUUGCUGACUCACGUAUGCCUCCUUAUGGCACAUCUCGGCUUAUCAGAACAGAUCCAACCAAAGGUGGUGAACAUUAUAGUCUCGGAAAUGAUGGAUGUUCCUGAUUUUGCAGGAAGGAGCGUAGGCGAUCCCAUGUUCGGCGUAUUUCCUGCAUAAUCAAAAGGAAGAUCAGUGCUUGGUAGAUUGUUUUGAUCUUUUGACUGUCGCAUUCUUACAUAUCAACUGACGAAUGAUUCCAUGUUAUCAUCUUCUAAUCUGGUCUCUGGAGUUCUAGAUACAGAUAUCAUCUUUUCACUGUCA
This is a messenger RNA of Eucalyptus grandis, 2372 nucleotides long. RefSeq lists its product as uncharacterized. Bases 186 to 2228 code for a protein of 680 amino acids. The transcript is spliced from 3 exons. NCBI's taxonomy places the organism in Eukaryota, Viridiplantae, Streptophyta, Magnoliopsida, Myrtales, Myrtaceae. The record is from RefSeq and is a predicted model, not a curated record.